AUGGCAGUGUCUCAGAUCGAGGAAAAGAUCUUGGGACGUCUCGCCGAGCACACUGCCCCAACGAACGCACUUCUCUCAGCAUCACUGUACCAGGUCUUGGGCCUUUCGAUCCUAUUGUCGAAGAAACUGUACAAGGCUCGGAAGCUGCGGAAGCUCGACAACACUCGAGACACCAAGUCGCUGCAACUGUACCAUCACAUCAUCUGGCUAGCACGGGAAGGCUUAUCAAUCACCGAGGUGUACAUACUCCCCUACUGUCAAGAUGGAGAGCAGGGACCGGAAUGUAGAGUCAUGGCAGCGAAGCUCCGGGCCUCACUGUACCACGUCUUCUGCCUGUACCAUAAUCAUCCGCCCAUCAGGGACCUCAACGGUCGCUCGCCAGGGAGUUCACCAUCGAGCGCGCAGACGGCGAGGAGAGUCGACGGUCCCGAUAGUCCCGCGAAGCCUUCACCACCAAGGACAAACAGCGACAGCAGAAAGCGAGCAGGAAAAGCCGCCUUGCGCGAUCCCAUGCCGUCGAUGACAUCCGAUGCAUCGUACGUGACAAACCCCUAUUCGACUCAGACACCUCCACCGGCGAAUCUGGCCAUGCUUGGAGGACCCUUUGAUCCGCGACGAACGCCAAACAGACCUCCUGGGCUGGUACCUAUCAAGAUCUCACCAACACAAGCAGCUGCAUCGUUCCUCUUGCCUCCCUUGAACUUCAUACCGAUGGCCAAGGAGCACUUCGAGAUGGCGCAACAUCUAGCGACUGCGCUACUUGCUCCUACGCACGCGCUCCGCCUCUCUAUCGCCUUCGAGCAUACUGCCUUCCUGUGGGACUGCGCGAAAGAGCACGAUCGAGCUCGAAAACUGGCGCGAAGGACGAUCAAAGAUGUCUACAGCUCAGCCGAUGGUCUGGACGAUGAAGAGUUUGCAGAUGCGUCCACUCUGGUCUCGAGCCUAGGUGCCAUUGUACGAAGGGGUUCAAACGACUCAACACCACGAAGUACAGCCGGCAGCGCGCCAGCGAUCAGUCCGAACCAGCGCACGCCACAGCAGACAAUCGACCGCACCAUAGCCGUCAGUCCACCGGAUAGGAGGCAGAAAACAGCAUCACCCUCGAGCUACAGCCACAUCCCACGAGCAAUGAUGCGGACUCCUGAGCGUCUAUCCACGGUACCAGAGGCCUCGGAGUCGAUUGAAGAGACACCCACUACUCGAGCACCAACACGAAGUCCCGCAGGAUCAGCAUCACGCAACGCGACACUUUCACCACCCGUCUCUCGUCUCAGCAGCCGUAGCAAUGCGCAAAGACGUUCCUCGUCCGCAACAUCAGCAGCAUCCGACAAAGCAACAAAACGGCGCAUCGUCGAACAAGCCGAGGAACAAGUCCGCAGCAGACAGAACAGCAUAGCGAGCGCGAACGCAACUCGCGGCAGCAACAACCCUAGCCGCAAUGGAACUACUGCAGCUAGUAGUGGUAGUGGCGGAGAGGCUGCUCAUAGCCGUCAAGCAACGCCGACAGAAGGGCUGCCAAAAACUACUCCCAAAGAUGCCUCGCAGCACUUAUAUGGAAGAGGAGGAGGUAUGGCGGCACAAGUGUCUUCCAUCUCUCCUCGACACGUGGUGGCGACAACCGCGACACUUGAGCUUGGAACAAGCCGUUACCAUCCUACCCAAAGCGCCGAGCGAAAGAGCAGCAGCAUCCCAACACCUCUUCCUCCUGUGCCUGCCCGGAACGUAGCAGCUCCACUCGCCCCCUCGUCAAACCAGAAAAGCAAACGCGAUAUCCCAAGGAAACCUCUAACACAUACACCUUCACUCGCCGCCGCAGCAGCAGCGAUAACAUCAACCCUCCAACCCCCACCAAGUCAAAUCUACACAACCCAAGGCCCCGACCGCAGUAGAAGAGGAGACCCCGGCCUCAACCCAACCCCUUCCUCCCUCCCAGACGACCGACGCGAAGCAAUACUCCGAACCCUCAAAAUCCUCUCCGCCGUGUCCAAAGGCUUAUACAUCCCGCAGGCGCAGCAGCACAGAGGUGCAAGAGCGGCGAGUACACAGAUGAGGGCGGUGUGUCAUAAGGCAAUCAGUCUGCCACAUACAUGA
Molecule: messenger RNA, 2091 nt
Organism: Fulvia fulva
Lineage: Eukaryota; Fungi; Ascomycota; Dothideomycetes; Mycosphaerellales; Mycosphaerellaceae
Exons: 2
Coding region: 1-2091 (696 amino acids)
Source: RefSeq, a predicted model, not a curated record